Messenger RNA from Drosophila yakuba, 510 nucleotides. RefSeq lists its product as uncharacterized. NCBI's taxonomy places the organism in Eukaryota, Metazoa, Arthropoda, Insecta, Diptera, Drosophilidae. The coding region runs from base 94 to 510 and encodes 138 amino acids. The record is from RefSeq and is a predicted model, not a curated record. The transcript has 2 exons.
UUAUUGCAGUCAUUUUUAUAUAAGUACAAUUUCUAUUUAAUAGAGGAUGAUCUGGUAAUGGAAACCAGGUAACCCCCGACAAUAAACGACCAAAUGGCCGAGAUCAGCCAAAGGGUUCGGUCAUUGGAGACGGUGUUGGAGGCCAACACGAAGCAGCUGGCGGAGAACACGAAGCAGCUGGCGGAGAACACGAAGCAGCUUGCGGAGACCACGAACCAGGUUGCGAGGAUGACGGCCUUGUUAGAGAUUUUCGUUAAGGGGAAGGCGAAGAAUGUGGCUGUGGAUGUGGCGUUCCCAGUCACAUCGGAGGAAGACCUGGUGGCUUUAGAUCUGAACAUAAGCUCAGGGUCUCAAGAACGCUACAGGUUGCGCAUAUCGCUGUACGGAAGAACAGAGGACAUGCGAAAGGCCCUAGCGGAGUACUACGCAGAGACGGAAAACGACCCACAGUUCGCAGCAGUCUGGACAGAAUUGGAGGCGGCAUAUCCAGACAGACCAGGUCAAGUGUAA